Colletotrichum abscissum is the source of this 771-nucleotide messenger RNA. RefSeq names its product FluG domain-containing protein. The transcript is spliced from 4 exons. NCBI's taxonomy places the organism in Eukaryota, Fungi, Ascomycota, Sordariomycetes, Glomerellales, Glomerellaceae. The record is from RefSeq and is a predicted model, not a curated record. Bases 1 to 771 code for a protein of 256 amino acids.
AUGUCCCAGCCGAUGCUCGCUGAUUGUCGACCUCAACAAACAAAAGCAACCGUUGACUUUUUGAAGCGGUUCACCGACCAAGAAACACAACGUCGGAUCGCGAACCAGCCGAAGCCGUUCUCGGCUGAGGAGCACGCCGACCUACGCAAGCAGCUCAAGAACGUCAACUUCAUCAAGCCGAGAUAUGCAGACGAAACCGAGAUCAAUAUCGCGGUCGUAUGCAGGAAAUGGAAACGUUACUGUCAAGAGCAGAACCUCGGUGAAUGGCAAGCGGCCUUGGAAAACGUAAGUCGCGAGACAAUGAUGAGCUUCUUUCUCCGGAUCAGCGAGUGGUCGAUAGGGAAAAUCAAAUCCUGGGGUACGACGCAGGUAUACAUCCGGCAGUUUCAGCAGCUUUAUACCACCGUCGCCGGUCGCUACAUGGACAGGAAUGAUGCGAAAGAGCUGUAUAAGUUCCACCGCACGAUCCUGAUCCCCCGGUUCGGAUACCGGGCACCGAACAUCAACGGGAAGCCAGUCCUCGGAGCCGAUAACCUACUGGCCAUCUUGACAUUCAACAUUGCGUAUGAUACUGGUAUCUUCCCAUCAGAACGGCAGCGCACUCAGCUGGCUGGUUGCUACCAGCUCCUCUGCUACACUGGCGCGCGGCCUGCCGAGGUCGUGCAUGCCGAAAGGAAAAAACCCAAAGACGGAAGCACGGACGAGAUUUUCAAGCUCCAAGGCGUCAAGUCCCUUGAUACAAAGACUCCCUUCUCCUCGACAGAUUGCUGA